This is a messenger RNA of Mauremys reevesii (Reeves's turtle), 3974 nucleotides long. RefSeq names its product tudor and KH domain containing (gene TDRKH). Gene Ontology annotation, molecular function: RNA binding. The record is from RefSeq and is a predicted model, not a curated record. The coding region runs from base 378 to 2618 and encodes 746 amino acids. Lineage: Eukaryota; Metazoa; Chordata; Testudines; Geoemydidae. Gene Ontology annotation, biological process: spermatogenesis. The transcript is spliced from 18 exons.
AUUUGCUGCGGCGGGCGCGUGCGAGCUGCCCGGGCAGGCGGGGCUGGGGAGCGGAGCCGGCGACUACGGCGGCGGAGCGGCUGAGACAGAUCCAGAGCAGAGACUGGGCAGAUCAGCUGUUCCUUGGAUCUUGGCCUUCUGUAACAGGGGGUCCUAACAGAUAAGGAGGACCAGGAGCAAAAUCUACCACAGCUGGCGGCUUCACCCUCCUGCCUGCCUCUUCCUGUAGCAAACUGCUUGAUGCUGCCUACUUUGGAAGAGCACAGCCUGCCGGGUACGGCUCGUGUGCCUUGACAGAUCGGCUUUGUGAUGCAGAGCGAUCCUGCGGAAGGCUUAAAGCCUGCAGCUAUCUGCUGUGGUCCAUCAGUCUGGGAAAGAUGUCAACAGACCGGGGUUACUGGAACAACCUGACAACCCUGCAGAAAAUCGCUCUGGUCCUGGGGAUCCCAGCCAGUGCAACUGUCAUGUACAUCUUGUACCGCAGGUACAGAGAAAGCCGAGAGGAGCGGCUGACGUUUGUAGGAGAGGAUGACAUUGAAAUUGAGAUGAAGAUCCCCCAGGAGGCUGUGAAAUUGAUCAUCGGACGACAGGGCGCCAGUAUCAAACAGCUAAGGAAGGAGACUGGUGCUCGCAUUGAUGUGGAAGCGGAGGACUCCGGUGCGGAGCGGGUGCUGCUGAUCAGUGGCUUCCCCGUCCAGGUGUGCCGAGCGAAAGCUGCUAUUCACCAGAUCCUGGUGGACAACGCCCCCGUGUCGGAGCAGUUCGCUGUGCCGCAGAGAGCCGUGGGCAGGAUUAUCGGCAGGGGUGGCGAGACGGUGCGAGCCAUCUGCCGCAGCUCGGGGGCCAGAGUGGUCUGCGAGAAGGAGACGGACAACGCCCUGUGUCUGACCCGGCUCAUCAGCCUCUCGGGGAGCCGCAAGGAGGUGAAUGCUGCCAAGCAACUGAUCCUGGAAAAGCUUUCGGAGGACGACGCCUUUCGAAAGAAACUGGCCCUGUCGGCGGCGGCCCGGUGCCUGCGCAAGCAGCCCCUGGGCGUGAGGGGAGAGGAUCCCGGGCAGCAGGAGGAGCUGCCACGCCCCAACGGCGAGGCCCUCUGCCAGCUGGCGAGCCCUCCGCAAGGGGCAGGGGAUGGAGGCCGCCUGCUGGCUGCAGAAGCCCCGGACCAACCACAGGAGCUCAGAGCCGAGAGCGAGUCCCCGGAGGAGCUGGUGAUGGAGCCCAGCCAGGCGGUGCCCAUGUUCGAGGUCCCCAGCCCCGACUUCAGCUUCCACGCGGACGAACACCUGGAGGUUUAUGUCUCGGCCUCGGAGAACCCCAGCCACUUCUGGAUCCAGAUCGUCGGCUCCCGCAGCCUGCAGCUCGACAAGCUGACCUGCGAGAUGUCCCAGUACUACGGGAGCAGCAGCCAGUCGCCCGAAUUCCCCAACGUCCGCGUAGGCGACAUCGUGGCUGCCCCGUAUGCCGAUCACGGCUCCUGGUACCGGGCCCGAGUCCUGGGCACCCUGGAGAACGGCAACUUGGAUCUGUAUUACGUCGACUUUGGGGAUAACGGGGAAGCCCCCCUAGAAGCACUGCGAGCCUUGCGGAGCGACUUCCUGAGUCUGCCCUUCCAGGCCAUCGAGUGCAGCCUUGCUGGGAUUGCCCCCGCAGGGGAGCAGUGGGAAGAGGACGCCCUGGACGAGUUCGAUCGCCUCACGUGUUGUGCCGAGUGGAAGCCCCUGCUGGCGAAGAUUUCCAGUUACGUCCAGUCUGGGGCCUGUACCUGGCCGCGCAUCCAGCUGUACGACACCAGCCACGGACCGAGCCUCGAUAUAGGGGAGGAGCUGGUCCGGCUGGGUCAUGCUGUGCGGUGCCCGGGAGAGGAGGAUGGCGCUGCGGGGGACGGCGCCCCCCAGCUGGGGGCGGGGGCCACGGCUGAGGCGUUCCAGAAGAUGCUGGGGAAUGCUGCAGGGACCUCCCUCGAGAGCCUCCUGUCAGAGACCUGCGUCAGCCUUUCAGAUGACUCCAUUGAGCAGCUCCGAAGUGACACCGAGCCCACAGAACCACCCUCCCAGAAGACUGUCAUACCCUCACUCUGGUCCCUACGGAUCUCGGCUCCCUCCUGCCCUCUGGGGGACUCCAAGGCUCUCGCCUUGCCAGCUGGCGGUGACCAGCAGAAUGGCUCAGGGGGCUGCAGCAGCGAGGGGGCAUCGGAGGCUGGGGGGUUUCUGCUGGCCACCAGGAGCCAUGCAGCAGAUGCCAAGUGGACAUCCAGUCCUGCUGAUUGCACGCAUCCCGCAGCCUGCUCGGGAGAGGCCUCUCCCAUCUCCCUCUCAAGCAAAGGCUCCAGCACCUCAGACGCCAGCUUCCCUACCCCCCUGGCCUCUGGGGACAGCAGCUGCUACUCCCCCCGGGGCUACUUCUAUUACCUCUCCACGUCAGAAGAGUGGUCCACCUCCUCGGUCUUCUGCAGCAGCUCCGGCUCUGCCAGCGAUUCCCUCCAAAGCCCCGUCCUCAUCAGCUCCUCUGGCAGCGAGGGAGAGGAGGAGGAAGGGGGCCUGAGGGCCUGGAGGAGAGAAGCCGCGUCUGUGUCUGGAAGCGGCGACGACGUUAUGCUGGUCGAAGACGAUUCGCUGUGACCCCUUCCCCGAGCGGCAGCGAGCUGGAGGCGUCGCAGAGGGGGCGAGGUUGGUGCCUGGAUUGAGACGACCAUGAGGACUCCCCGACGGGGGCGGGGGAAUAAAAUACUGCGGGAAGGUGGAAGGAGAGACCACGGCCAUUGGGGACCCACCCUUUCUCCGGGUCCAGAAACGACGGGUUUGCAUCGUAACCUCGUCUGUGGGCGUGUGUGUUUGGGGCGGGGGCUGCACCGCGUCGAGUGCACGUUGCUGGCUCCUUGCAGCAGGGACUUGAUGCCGGCUGUUGCGUGACUGCCCUUCUUGGGGGCUCUCUGGGGUGGGGAGUGGGUGUUUUCAGUGCAUUUGGAGGGUGCUGAUCAUAGAGAUUCUGAGGCUAACUGCCAGCGUCUGUUGAGUCGGACGCCAGGGUUCCAGCUGUGCGGUUCUGUGGCGCUCCCAAGGGAUCACUGUCUGCCGGGGGUAGCUGUCCUGCAGUCCCCUUCUUCCCCUGACUGGAGGGAGAUCCCCAUUCACUCUCCUGCGGGCCAUUCAGCUCAGUUGCGCUCGCUCUGCCGUGAGUCAGUUUUGGUUUAAAUCUCGGAGCAAGGCGCCUGCACCAAAGACUCCACUCUGCCGUCCUUCCCGCUGCAGGGGCGAGGGAGACACCGGCACGCUGAUGUGACUGGCUGAGCUUUUUCUGCGGCAGAAACGGGGCCGGAGGACGGUUGUGACGCCCCCCUCCCAAGGCCGCCCCCAGCUUUGACAGCACUUGCUUUACUAAAAUAAGUUUUAUGUUCAAAAAGGAGAGAGAAUCCUCUUAGGCUGCGAACGUUGGAGCUGCGUUUUUGUUUCCAUAAACGCAGACCGAGCUGGUCCUUUUUUUGUGGCUGAAUCUGCUUCGUGCAGAACUGCCCCAGCAUCUAGCAUUAGUAGAGAGUUUUGAAGGGGGCGGUUUCUGGAGCACGCUGUGUGGACUUACUGCUCUUCAACCUUGGCGAUGACGGGAGCCGAGUUAGGCCAGCGUCGGGGGCUUUUGCCGAUCUCUGCCUCUUAUUGUCUCCUUUGCCGCGUAAAGGAGCGGUCUGGGCAGAGUGUGUUGAGCCUGCUGCCGGCUGGAGAGUACCUAGCUGGCUCCGUCAAAGCGCCUGGCUGUGGGAAUUAGCCAAAGCUUUAUGCCUCGAGCCAGGCGGCUUUGGGGGUCUGUCAGUGCACGUCAGCGGAACUGCCCUGGUGUGAAGAUGGGCAUUUUCUGCCAGCUGGUGGUUUCACCCCAGCCCCGUUUUUGGGGGUGGGUGCGGGGAGAUGGAACAAGGCUUGGGAGAGCUGUGUGCCUCAGCCAUUGGUUUCUUUAUUAAAUAAAAGUUCUGUUGAGAGUUU